This is a messenger RNA of Prorocentrum cordatum, 1538 nucleotides long. The record is from the annotation of a GenBank genome assembly. NCBI's taxonomy places the organism in Eukaryota, Dinophyceae, Prorocentrales, Prorocentraceae.
AUGUCGACGCUCGAGAUCAAGGAUGUGGAGAUGACGUUGACUGGCUCGUUCACGGCUGAGGUCGAGGUGCCCCUGACCGAGCCGUACCUCAUCAGCAUCAGUAAUUGCCAGGCCACCGCUAAGGUGACCAGUUAUCAGGACGUCAAGACGGACGCCGGGUGGAUCUACGACGUCGAUUUCACUGGCCAGCUAGGCAGGGCGAUAGAGGACCAGAUCAAGAAGGAGAUCGUGGAGCAGUUCAAGAAGGAGGUCUGCGGAGUCGACGGGCUCGGCAAGGACCUGCAGAAGCAGAUGGACAGCUACAUCAACACCACGCAGGCCGCGGCGUGGCACGCGGCUCCCGACGCAACGACCACGAGGCUCGACCCCAACGAGGCCGUCCAUUGGAAGGAGUCGCUGAUGUUCCAGUGGAUGCGCCAGUUCAUCGCCGAUGCCGAGGUGAACGGCCUGAGCUGGCAGGGCAUGCUCGGGCCACUGUUCCCCAGGGCUCCAGUGUCGAGCCGCAACGGGACUGGCGUCUGCCUCUUCGGGUCUCGGAGUGUGGCUUGCCCGCUCGCCAGCCCGACCUCAUUCGACGUGAAGAAGAGGUGGGACACCGCGGACGGCGGUUACAUAGACCUGCAGAUCGAUCACUGGACGGCAAUAGUGAGGGAAGUGGACGUGCACUAUUUCAAUAUGCCGACAGAGAGCCCGCCGAAUCCCGAUUGGCUCGGCGUCAACGCUUCCAUAGGCCCGUUGAAUCUGACGUUCCUGGUCGAUAUCAGGAUUGACUCCAGCGCGUACAGCUCCACAGCAUGCAUCGAGAAGACAGUCACAGCGGAGAUCGACAUUCGGCAUGUGGCGUGGGACGCGUUCGUGCUGUACGACGUGCCACAGGACGGGUACAAUGAGCUAAGCCUGACACAGCGCUACACGCCCGCGUGUCUGGACGCGAUCGCAACCAAGUUUGAGCUCACGUACUUGCAUCUCGAGAUGUACAUCUACAACGUGCAUUUGGAGAUUUCGCCAGCGAGCAACAAGACCCACACCGAGCACGAGGCGCGGCUGGUGCUGUCCAUCGAGCACCUGUUCAACUCCUUAGUGGUGACCGCAGUCAACAGCAACCCCGAGAAGAUCAAUCUGCUCGUGGAGAGCGUCGUGGGCCCCAAGCUCGAGGCGUAUGUCAACGACGGCGGCGGCCUGGGCGGGCUGCUCGGCUCCUUCGGCCUCGGGAGCGGAGAUGGUGCAUGUCCGGAGGAAAGCACGCCUCGCGUGGUGUUCGCAGUGAUGCGCUGGACUGCUGCUGGGGCCGGCGGAUUCUGCCUGGCCGUCACUUGCAUCAUCUUCUUGAAGUUUUUCGGAUCUCGAGGAUCUUGGCGCGACAGCCUCGAGGCUACGGAGUCUGGACGUCGUCUCGGAGUCUGCCUGGCAAGGAAGCCGACCACCGACCUCCACUGGGUGAUCGCGCUGCCGCUACUGGUGCUCGUCUGCGCCAUCCUGCUCGUCCUGUCGAACACCGUGAAGGGAAGGCGCGUCCAUGAACGUCUACCUGAUGAACG